Molecule: messenger RNA, 461 nt
Organism: Oppiella nova
Lineage: Eukaryota; Metazoa; Arthropoda; Arachnida; Sarcoptiformes; Oppiidae
Source: the annotation of a GenBank genome assembly
AAUAGCCAGAGAUAGCUCAAGCCAUGAGUGCCAGCAAUGAGACGAGCAAUUUGUGUCAAAAGUUUCGUAAAAGUCUGUCCAUUACUAGCAGUGUCUCGAAAUACUUAUGGAAACCCAAUUACAAUGACUAUACGGAAGAGGAAAUACACGCAGAGCUCAUACACGCAGAAAAUUUGUUAAUCACAGCUCUGUUGACAUUUUUCAGUGACCAGAAUAUCAUGUCUUUAGUAAAGGGAGCCUUUCGUAUCCGAUCGUGUCAUUCGUCCUAUAAAGUAUGUUUAGAGAUAUCGGAGACGAGAACUAAUUGGAAGAGUGAGGCAUCGAAAGCCCACUUUAUAUCGGGUGUACUGUUAGGUAAUGGGGCUCUGAAUCUGGUUUUCUCUCAUUUGCCGAAACGAGUGCUGAAAUUGUUGGAAAUGAUUGGCUUUUCCGGCGACAGAUCGGUCGGCUUAGACUUACUG